This is a messenger RNA of Sphaeramia orbicularis (orbiculate cardinalfish), 1338 nucleotides long. It is a transcript of the gene abi3b, whose product is annotated as ABI family, member 3b. Gene Ontology annotation, cellular component: actin-based cell projection; lamellipodium; SCAR complex. Bases 62 to 1096 code for a protein of 344 amino acids. Gene Ontology annotation, biological process: neuron migration. Gene Ontology annotation, molecular function: signaling adaptor activity; SH3 domain binding. Lineage: Eukaryota; Metazoa; Chordata; Actinopteri; Kurtiformes; Apogonidae. The transcript is spliced from 5 exons. The record is from RefSeq and is a predicted model, not a curated record.
ACAGGAACUUUCAGAUCCACCUGGGAGGAACCCGUGCAGAAAACCUCUCAAACCUGGGUUUAUGCAAUUUUUAUUCAAUUGUCAUUUUGAAGCAACAGCUGUGGGAGAAAUGACGGAGCAGAAGAACUUUGCAGAAGUUAUUGCACAGAUAUUUAAAGAGGCGCCUGCUGCCAGGAAAGAUCUGGCAGAUAAUCAGAGUAACCUCCUCCGAGUGGCAGAUUACUGCGAAAACAAUUACCUUCAGGCAGAAGAGGAUGCCCAGACUAUCGAUGAAGCCAAAGCUCUAGCGACCCAGGCUCUGGCCAGCGUCACCUACCAGAUCAACAGUCUGGCCAGUACCCUGCUGAGGCUGCUGGACUCCCAGGCCAUGCAGGUGAAAGAUAUGGAGUCCUCUGUCAACCUGCUGUCACUGGCGGUGGCCAUCCACUACGAGAAGGUAGCCAGGAGGGAGAUUGGUGUGUUUGCUUCACCAAAAAACAGGGUUCGUACCAAGCUUAUGACCCUCCCCCCCUCGGGAAAGGAGCCGGAGAAGAAGUAUGCCAGAGUGCCCAUAUCGUACUCUGUCUUGGACUCAGUUGGACACUGCUUUCAGGUAACUGAGCAGCCGAGAAAGAGAGCAGAAACCAUGGAGAGCAUAAAGAGCACAGCAGAAGCCCCUGUAACCAGUUUGGGCAUCGCUGUUCCUCCACCCUCCGUCCCCACCUUUCCGACCUCCUCCGAGGCUGGCGCUGACGUCCUGCCGCCUCCUCCAUCUGGUGGUGACCCCAGUAUGCUGGCUAAUCCUCCUCCGCCACCACCUCCCGCUCCCUCCAUGGAUACAGGCCUCCCUCCUCCUCCUCCUCCCCCACCCUUGAUGACCUCACCCACAACUUUCCCCUCACCUCCUCCUCCUCCUCCAUCAAGCAACUACCAGCCUCCGCCACCUCUGCUAUCAGGAGGCAUCUCCCCUCCACCUCCACCUCCACCUCCACCUCCUCCUCCGUCAGUUUUGGGGUCUCCCCUUCCUCCUCCCCCACCGCCUCCUCCCACUGGCAGCUCUGGUACGGUUCCACCACCUCCACCUCCACCCCCACCCCCACCCCCUCCCCUACAUUAGCAAAUGUUAUAGGUGAAGUUCACUAUGUUUUUCACAGUGGCUGUCCACAUAAAGCAGCAAAUAAUUCUGAUUCCUCCACUUGAUUAUUACGACAAUGAUUAAUAUAUUUCGGCUGCAACAAGUGAGCAGCUUCUUAUUUCUAAAACAACCACAUAACCCAGACAUAUCCCAUGGCUGUGGAGAAGAUGUGACUCAGAUGUGACUCAGAAUGCUCACAUUACAGGCCCGCAUCAGGCUAAAAC